AUGAACGAGAUUAAUUUAGUACCUGGACAAACAAUUCUGAUUGAACUAGAAGAAGAAUGUUUGCUCGGGAAAAUAUUACAUAUUGGUUCCGGUAAAUCCUUCAUCCGCAUGUCGAAUGUGCGUGAUGUGGCCACGAGGACCAAUUUGGGAAUUCAAACUUACUACCAUUCUGAAAUACGUAGCAUUCAAAUAGUCGCUGCUGACAACAAUAUUUCGCAACCAAGCGAUCUAGCGCGAAGUGACGAUAGUUUGCGUGCGGUGGAGGAUGGCGCAAUUAAGUAUAAACAACUUUCACUUUCUUCUCUGAAUGAACUAUUUGAGCAGAUCAACCGUUAUGUUUUCAUUCACCAAACGGACAUCAAGUAUCACGAUUCCAUUCGAUUCUUAAAGAAUCAACGAUAUUUUGGAAUAGCAAUGGAAGGCAUUCAAAAUGGUCGACAUUCCAAGUCCCCAUCACUACUUACGAUUUCCACCUUUGAAUCGAUAUACAUCUUUGACAUCAAAUGGGUAAAAAUUACUGAAGAUAUACGCGAUUUGCUGACCAAUGAGCGAUAUAGACGCGUGAUACAUAACGAACGAUUGAUAAGGGACGCCCUGCAACAUAAAUAUAAUAUUUCUCUGGGAAAGUGUUUCGACGCUAUGGUGGCUCACAUUGCUAUCAGCAAGUCGGAGGGAAUUCACGUAGACAACGUGAUUCCUUUACAAACGUGCGUCGCAAGCUAUCUGAAAAUUCCGGAAAAGUUUUUCAACUCCAACGUCUGCUAUGAGUCACGGCCAUUGAACGAUGAGGCAAAACAAGAAGCGGCGAAGAAUGUAGUCUUUUUAUUACCCUUGCAGGAACUGUUCAUCCAUGAAAUUAUGUUGGAACCGUUUUAUCAUAGCUGCAGGAAAUAUUCACACAGUUUGUCAAGUAAUCCCGAUUUUAUAAAUAGCUUGACUGAACUGCAAGACAAUGAUUGUAGCGCUUUAGAAAUGAUAGAACCAAAUAUUUUGGGUGUCGAUCUAUCAACGUUAAAUAUUUCUGAGAACGCAGCUGACAAAGACAGCUGACUUCUUUAGUGCGAAAAUCGGAAGAAACAGAAUUAAAUAAUUUCAUGGAUUAGCUUAUGCACCAAUUGUUUUG
This is a messenger RNA of Anopheles nili, 1123 nucleotides long. RefSeq lists its product as uncharacterized. Lineage: Eukaryota; Metazoa; Arthropoda; Insecta; Diptera; Culicidae. The coding region runs from base 1 to 1050 and encodes 349 amino acids. Gene Ontology annotation, biological process: nucleobase-containing compound metabolic process. The record is from RefSeq and is a predicted model, not a curated record. The transcript is spliced from 2 exons. Gene Ontology annotation, molecular function: 3'-5' exonuclease activity; nucleic acid binding.